Molecule: messenger RNA, 2996 nt
Organism: Chlorocebus sabaeus (green monkey)
Lineage: Eukaryota; Metazoa; Chordata; Mammalia; Primates; Cercopithecidae
Source: RefSeq, a predicted model, not a curated record
GACUGUCUGAGGGAGGUGCCGCUACGUCGCACAGCAAACAAGCCCCGCGACGUUUCCAGGACCCGGAUAAUCCCGCCCCCAGAGGAGAGCCGGAAGAAGGCGGGACGAACCGGAAGAGGGUGAAAUGCUUUCGGUAGGCACUCCACGGCUGUGAAGAUGGCGGCGGCUGCGUGGCUUCAGGUGUUACCUGUCGUUCUUCUGCUUCUGGGAGCUCAGCCGUCACCACUGUCGCUUUUCAGUGUGGGACCGGCACCCGUAGCUGCUGCCGACCGGUCCAAAUGGCACAUUCCAAUACCGUCGGGGAAAAAUUAUUUUAGUUUUGGAAAGAUCCUCUUCAGAAAUACCACUAUCUUCCUGAAGUUUGAUGGAGAACCUUGUGACCUGUCUUUGAAUAUAACCUGGUAUCUGAAAAGUGCUGAUUGUUACAAUGAAAUCUACAACUUCAAGGCAGAAGAAGUAGAGAUGUAUUUGGAAAAACUUAAGGAAAAAAGAGGCUUGUCUGGGAGAUAUCAAACGUCAUCAAAAUUGUUCCAGAACUGCAGUGAACUCUUUAAAACACAGAGCUUUUCUGGAGAUUUUAUGCAUCGACUGCCUCUUUUAGGAGAAAAACAGGAGGCUAAGGAGAAUGGAACAAACCUUACCUUUAUUGGAGACAAAACUGCAAUGCAUGAACCAUUGCAAACUUGGCAAGAUGCACCAUACAUUUUUAUUGUACAUAUUGGCAUUUCAUCCUCAAAGGAAUCAUCAAAAGAAAAUUCACUGAGUAAUCUUUUUACCAUGACUGUUGAAGUGAAGGGUCCCUAUGAAUACCUCACGCUUGAAGACUAUCCCUUGAUGAUUUUUUUCAUGGUGAUGUGUAUUGUAUAUGUCCUGUUUGGUGUUCUGUGGCUGGCAUGGUCUGCCUGCUACUGGAGAGAUCUCCUGAGAAUUCAGUUUUGGAUUGGUGCUGUCAUAUUCCUGGGAAUGCUUGAGAAAGCUGUCUUCUAUGCAGAAUUUCAGAAUAUCCGAUACAAGGGAGAAUCUGUCCAGGGUGCUUUGAUCCUUGCAGAGCUGCUUUCAGCAGUGAAACGCUCACUGGCUCGAACCCUGGUCAUCAUAGUCAGUCUGGGAUAUGGCAUCGUCAAGCCACGCCUUGGAGUCACUCUUCAUAAGGUUGUAGUAGCAGGAGCCCUCUAUCUUUUGUUCUCUGGCAUGGAAGGGGUCCUCAGAGUUACUGGGUAUUUUUCUUAUCCCUUGACUCUGAUAGUAAAGCUGGCCCUCUCAGCAAUUGAUGCCUGUGUUAUUUUAUGGAUAUUUAUUAGCCUGACUCAAACAAUGAAGCUAUUAAAACUUCGGAGGAACAUUGUAAAACUCUCUUUGUAUCGGCAUUUCACCAACACGCUUAUUUUGGCAGUGGCAGCAUCUAUUGUGUUUAUCAUCUGGACAACCAUGAAGUUCAGAAUAGUGACAUGUCAGUCGGACUGGCGGGAGCUGUGGGUAGACGAUGCCAUCUGGCGCUUGCUGUUCUCCAUGAUCCUCUUUGUCAUCAUGGUUCUCUGGCGACCGUCUGCAAACAACCAGAGGUUUGCCUUUUCACCAUUGUCUGAGGAAGAGGAGGAAGAUGAACAAAAGGAACCUAUGCUGAAAGAAAGCUUUGAGGGAAUGAAAAUGAGAAGUACCAAACAAGAACCCAAUGGAAAUAGUAAAGUUAACAAAGCACAGGAAGAUGAUUUGAAGUGGGUAGAAGAGAAUGUUCCUUCUUCUGUGACAGAUGUAGCACUUCCAGCCCUUCUGGAUUCAGACGAGGAACGAAUGAUCACACACUUUGAAAGGUCCAAAAUGGAGUAAGGAAUGGGAAGAUUUGCAGUUAAAGAUGGCUCCUAUCAGGGAAGAGAUCAGCAUCUGUGUCAGUCUUCUGUACGGCUCCAUGGGAUUAAAGGAAGCAAUGACAUCCUGAUCUGUUCCUUGAUCUUUGGGCAUUGGAGUUGGCAAGAGGUGUCAGAACAAAGAGAACAUCUUACUGAAAACAAGUUCAUAAGAUGAGAAAAAUCUGCAAGCUUCAUAUUUACAACACUGAUGCCCCCUUUCCUCCCAGACUCUGACUGGAUGUUCAUGCAACUUAAAUGUGUUGUUCCUGAACUUUCUGUAAUGUUUCAUUUUUUUAAUCUGACAAACUAAAAAGUUUAACGUCUUCUAAAGGACUGUCAUCAACACCAUAAUAUGUAAUCUCCAGGAGCAACUGCCUGUAAUUUUUAUUUAUUUAGGGAGUUACAUAGGUGAUGGGGGAAAUUGUUAACUACCUUUAAUUUUCCUGGGAAGUCAAGGUUACAUCUCGCAGACGUUGUUUUGAGAAAAAAGGGCCCUUCUGAGUUAAGGAGCCAUAAUUCUGUGAGUGAUCAAAAGAAAGAAAAAAGAAACUGUUACAGUAUGAUUCAGAUCAUUUAAAAAAGCAAAAUCAAGUGCAAUUUUGUUUACAAAUGGUGUAUAUUAAAGAUUUUUCUAUUUCAGAUGUACUUUAAAGAGAAAUAUUAGCUUAACUCUUUUGACAUCUGCUAUUGUGACACAUCCCAUUGCUGGCAAUGUGGUGCACACUCCGAAACUUUUAACUACUGUUUUGUAAGCCUCCAAGGGUGGCAUUGCAGGGUCCUAGGCAAUGUUUUGCUUGCCUUUAUGCAGAGAGGUGCUCCAAGUGCUGUGAUUGAGUACCAUGCUAGAGGAACUGUAAUGCUUCAGAAGUGGUAGCUUAUACAAAGGAAACAGGUCCUGCUGGCUUAAUUUAAACAGUUAUUGCAUGAAGUAAUGUGGAGGCCCUGGACUGCUGCUCAUUCUUUAGGAUGGACUGUUCUGGUAUCUGGUAUUGGUUUAGAGCCUGUUUAUAAGGGACAUCACAAGGUGAUGGGAUUCAUUUGAAGCACUCUAUUUCUGUUUUAAUGGUUUUAUCCAAUUUUGCCUUCCCAAGAUUUUUGUUCUACAUAAAAAGUUCAUGCCACUUUUUAAUAUAAAAAAAUUUAACAAAA